This is a messenger RNA of Rubroshorea leprosula, 721 nucleotides long. Lineage: Eukaryota; Viridiplantae; Streptophyta; Magnoliopsida; Malvales; Dipterocarpaceae. The record is from the annotation of a GenBank genome assembly.
GCGGGAUCCGGGCAAAUUGCCAUCCCUACCUUGAACCCUCACAAAACCUUAUCCUCUUCUCUUCUCUUCGCUCUCAGAAACGUAAACAAUUGCAUUCCAUUCUUCCUGUAAGAGAUGAUUCUAAGUGGGGUUCACUUCGGACAGAGGCGGCUCCUCCCGUCGCUUUCUCGACGGAGGCAACCCUUUGCUAAGGCCACAAGAAUGGUCUCAACUACCAGCAACAACAAAGAGAAGAAAAAGAAGGUGAUGGUGAUAUCUGGGCCUACAGGGGCUGGUAAGAGCAGGCUUGCUUUGGAGCUUGCCAAGCGUCUUUAUGGUGAAAUCAUAAGUGCAGACUCUGUCCAGGUUAGUCUUUCUCUUUAGGUGUUGUUUUUUUGGUAAUCGAUUGAUGAUUCUUUGUGUUCUGAUGAUCAAUUGUAGCAGAAUACAAGAAAUUGUGUCUGGGUUCCUGAGUUUUCAUGCAAAUAGAAUUUUGGAUUACAAAGAGAGAAUUUUUAGUUUCCUAAGGUUGGUUCAGUGUACAGGAAUGAAAGAAAUCAUAUCCAAGUUCUUUUGUUUUUUUUUUUUCUCUGUAAUCUGAAAUGGGGUCUUGAAGCCAUUGUGAAGAACUAGAAGUCAGUAGGGUACUCUCAGUUUGUAAUUUGUUUUUCUUUAGUAGCAGCACUCUUAUAAGCUGCUCAUGAUGUACUUUUAGUCUUUUGGAUAAAUGUGAUUCACAUUU